This is a messenger RNA of Cladophialophora carrionii CBS 160.54, 1083 nucleotides long. RefSeq lists its product as uncharacterized. The coding region runs from base 1 to 1083 and encodes 360 amino acids. The record is from RefSeq and is a predicted model, not a curated record. Lineage: Eukaryota; Fungi; Ascomycota; Eurotiomycetes; Chaetothyriales; Herpotrichiellaceae. The transcript has a single exon.
AUGGCACCCAACUCGACGAGCACAUCCUUCGUCGAUUUUGAUCAUCCCAUUCUCACGGCCUGGGGGUCGACCGCCUCCCAGCUCCUCACCUGGAGCCAUGCCUGGAAGCUCUUGCUGCUGGCCGUGGUGCUCGUCAACCUCAAGGCCUUCCCAUUCAUCUAUCACCUUCGCAUCCUCAACGGUGUCCGGUUUGUGCUCCGGUCGCAACGUCCCAAUCCAGAUAUUCAGCCGGAGCAGCUCUUCCAGCCGCUGGUCAUGUCUUCCCGGGCCUGUCAGAUGGAAGUCGACGCGCUCGGCCACAAGUCCAACAGCACUUAUUUCGCCGACGUUGAUGUCGCUCGUGCUCACUACAUCAGCACCGUAUUUGGCAAAGGCAUCGAACGCAUUCGAGGCGACACCAGCCCGAACUUCCUGAGCAAGAGACCUCGAAGCAGCUUCACAGUCGCCCUGGGCGCCGUCAGCUGUACCUUCCGGAGGGAAAUCAAGCCCUACGAGAAAUACGACAUGUGGACCCGGAUCCUCAGCUGGGACGAGAAGUGGCUGUAUGUGGUCACCCAUUUUGUCUCCAAGGGCGCCCAGAUCGAGCCCAAGUCAAUCUCCUUGUAUCCUCGGCAGCAGCAGAAGGCCCCGCAAGACAGCAAUAACCACGGCGACGACGACCCAUUCUACCGCCCCGAGCCCUUCUCUCCCGGCAGCCAACUCCGAUCUGCCAAAUCGCCGGUCACGGCUUCGGCGUUGAGCAAGGUCGUGUUCAAGAAUGGGCGCAUCACCAUUCCCCCGCAGGAGAUGCUCAAGAUGUGUGAUCUCUUACCUGUGGUCAGCCCGGCAGAUGGCGGUGAUGAGAAACCGCAAAUCAGUCAGGCUGACAGCAGCAGUCCCGAACGAGCUAGGCUCGCCGAAGCCAUUGAGGCCGAGCGCCAGCAGGGACUGCGGCAGGCGACUCUGCUUGCGGGCCAGAUAGAGCUGGAUCAGGAUUUCCACAGCGACGUGGCCCUGGGAAGGCACUACGAUGGCCUCGGCAUCGAGGGUGUGGUGGCCACUCUGGCGCAACUGUUCAAGAUUUCUUCGUAUCAGCUCAUUUGA